ACCAUAACCAAGGUGGCUUAUAGAAGGCUCGCUUCUUCACAAAAUGCCGAUUUUAGUGAUAAAUGUAGAACCUGAUAUCUCAGCAGGGUUUUAGCAGAAGAAAUAUUAUGUUAUUACGCACUCCUUAUCGAACUAUAGACCUUCUGCAGUUCAGGUCGAAGCAUUGAUGGAGACAGUAUGGCGGUUAGACAUAUAAUCCUGCUCAUACUUGCGCUGAUCUGCUUCCAGAACACCAACAGCUAUCGUUGGUCCGGUGUCACAGUCGACAGUAGUGCUUGGUAUGAACUGACCAAUCUCGAUGUAACGAUCAUCGGAAAGACCUCCUUGAUAUUUGCCGUCCUUGGUUGCAAAGGAGCAGAUCUUGUAUUCUAUCAAUAUGUUGACUCGGGAAGCUACGUAUAUCUGCGUCUCGGCGACGCCGACAACACCUACUCCAUCAUGUUCGCAAACACGCACUGCGACAGCACUGGUUGCUCUCCUGGUGGCUAUGAAAUCGCCUCCCACCUGGACUGUAACGCCUACAAGGUGUUCUGGGCGCAGUGGGACAAUCAGGGUGGCUUCCAGGUCGGCCAUGACAACAUCAUCGGGGAAAACGCUUUCAUGUACAUGAACUAUAACCUCAACAACGACGGCGUGUUCAAUCUGCGGUACGCAAAGAUAUCUGUCAAUGUGGACAACGUGUACGUCAACUGGCAGUUUCAUAUAGACAAUCCACCUGAGAUCAGCAAUCCUAACCCUGACGGUCUUACAGUGACUAGUUUAAGCGAGGACUCCGCCAUCGGUUCCAGCGUCUUAGCAUUUACAGGAACCGACCUUGAAAACGACACUCUACUAUGGGCAGAACUGAGCUCAGAUUCAAACAAGUAUACUAUUGACUACACUGAUGACACAAUUAGAACUAACGCUACCUUCGACUAUGAAGCCCAGAUCUACUAUUCCGUAGUAUUAGCUGUGUUUGACGGAUCCGAAAUAACCAACGCAUCCUUUAACAUGGAAAUAAUUGACGUUGAUGACACAGUUCCAACGCUAACUAUCAACAGUGAUCUUACUAUGCUCGAGGAACAGCCAGUCGACUACAAGCUGGGAGGCUUCUUCGUUUUGGAGGACCCAGACAGUCAAACAUUUACUUACACAGUUUCAGGUACAGACGAAGCGUUUUUCAAGGUCAACUCUGACGGUGUACUACAAGUAAAAUCUCGCGUGGAUAGAGAGAGUCUCGGAGCCAGCACCUUGACCUUCACCCUUAAUGUUACUGAUCCCGGAGGACAGACGACAAGCAGCGACUUGAACAUUACAGUAACCGACAUUAACGACAACAUCCCAUCAUGUGAUGCUGACGUCUAUUUCGUACACGUGGAAGAGGCGGGAACAGACAAUGUGAAGGUCCUAGAUAUGGCAUGCAGCGACGCCGACAGCGGAGACAACGCUCAAGUCAGCGCAAAUAUAUCCGAUGGAAACAGCGCUGGGGUGUUCUCAAGUACACAAUUCCAAAUCUUUGCGGACACAAGUAUGAUAGACUACGAAGCCCUUCGCAAUACUAAUUACACCUACUAUCUCAGCGUUGAUGUCUACGACGUACCGUCUGAAGGCCCAGCUAACACCGGACGUAUAACCAUCGUUGCUGAGGUAACCGGCAAGAAUGAACAUGCUCCGACGUGGACGUCUCCUUCUCCCACGGGCGGCAAAUUCCCUGACGUGACUGUAAGUGAAGAUGCCGUUCCAGGUACAAGCCUUGUCACAUACGCCGCCGCAGAUGCUGACGAUGGGAUUGAUGGUGUUGUCAAAUAUGAAAUCGUCUCAAUCACGUCAGACACCUCCGCAAGUGCUCCUGGGACGUUCCAUAUCGUACCCGAGACUGGGGAACUUCGGGUGGCCUCAACACUGGAUGUCGACACAGGUGUCAGUAGCUACGACAUCGUUGUCAAGGCUGUGGAUGGUGGGCCGACACCGCUGGAAGUCACAGCAACGCAGAAGGUCAAGGUUGACGCUGCUAAUGAUAACGCACCGUUUUUUGACACCCCCAUAUACAUGACUGCAGUGGAUGAGCCUGCUACUGUUGAAGCUGCUGUUCUGAAUGUUGCUGUCACUGAUGUGGAUGGUGACCCAGUUAGUUUGACCUUGACCGGGGCCUCUCUCUCUUUUUUUGAUCUUUCGGGCACAACCAUCUCGAUCAAGCAGAACAUCGAUUACGAAACUGACACUUGCUACAACAUUGGCAUAACUGCAAGUGACAGCGUGCACAACACGACCUCUGCCCUCACAGUGAAGGUGACAAAUACCAAUGACGAGGCACCGACCAUAAAUAUCACCGCUGACAACACUAUGUUUGAAGAGUACCCUGUGGGAACUGUAAUCUACGGUCUGUACACAGUGACCGACCCCGAUGGUCCUGACAACUUCUCCUACACCCUCAGUAACACACACGCUGAUCUCUUCACCAUCAAUAGUGACGGAUACCUAGUCAUAGCGUCAAGAAUUGACAGGGAGACGUUAACCAAUGUUGACCUUAUGGUGACCGUGGCCGUUGAGGACAGUGCGGGUAACUCGGCUAGUGCUGACGUGACUAUCAGUGUACAGGACAUUAAUGACAACACACCCGCCUGUGGUCAGUCUGUGUUUACCAUGCAGUUAGAAGAGGCAGGAACUGAAAGUGCCCAAAUGAUUGAUGCCACGCUGGCCUGCACCGACAAAGACUUUGGUAGCAACUCCGACAUAGUUUUGAACAUUACGUCUGGGAAUGAUGCCAAUGUGUUUCGGUAUGACGGUCUAGAACUGUGGGGUUCGCCUGACCAGGUGGACUACGAGAGUCUGGACACAGCGGGCUACAAGUACACUUUGGUUGUGGAGGCCAUGGACACACCUGACGAUGGGCAACCCAACAGAGGGGUUUUUAUCGUUAUAGUACAGAUAACAGGUAAGAAUGAAUUUGCCCCCAUCUUCACAUCACCAGUGCCAGAUGGAUCGGCACACUUUCCAGAUGAGACAGUAUCUGAGAAUACCGUACCAGGGUCAACUCUCCUCACCUUCGUAGCUUCAGACGACGACCACGGCGUCGACGGUGACGUGCAUUAUGAGAUCGUCUCAGUUACAUCAGCUACUGGAGCUAGUGAGCCAAAUAUGUUCCAGAUCGAUGGCGUGAGCGGGAUUCUGAUUCUGUCAGGAUCUCUCGACGCCGACACCGACACAGGCGGCGUGGCCUACUACAGCGUGGUGGUCAAAGCGGUGGAUAAUGGUGCCACGCCCCAAGAAAUCCAAGCUACACAAAAAAUACAACUUGGUGGCGUCAACGACAAUGCGCCUGUUUUCAAUAACACUGACUUCGAAGUGUUUGUCAGUGAAGACGCCAGUAUGAACGACAUCGUUAUUGAAAUGACGGUCACAGACGCCGACGGUGAAAGCGUUACAUUGUCAGCAAGUGGCGGAGACGAUACUGUGUUUGGCAUUAAUGGCAACAACAUCGUCGUUCUUGCUACUCUAGACUUUGAAACUCAGACAUGCUACUAUCUGGACAUAAGCGCCAGUGACGGUACCUGGAGCAGCGAUAUUUCUGUGACGAUCAAGGUCAGCGACGUCAAUGACGAGUCCCCAACCAUUACCAAGAUAAGCAGUCCGAGCAUGGUGGAGGAAACGGCAGUGGGAACAGUGUUGUAUGGCUUGUACACUGCCUCUGAUCCUGACGUCGGCGAUACAGUUGUGUAUUCUCACGGUGGUACAGAUGCCAGCUACUUUACCAUAAGUGCCAGUGGAGAUCUUAAAGUUGCGAAGCGUGUUGACCUCGAGGCUGGCAUUUCGAACUUGAGUAUUGAUCUGACGGCGACAGAUGCUUCAGGCCAUGCCGUUACGGAGACUCUGGCCAUAACGGUAAUCGACGUGAACGACCACACCCCAUCGUGUGACAAGGAGGUGUAUGAGCUGGAGUUGGAGGAAGCAUCGGGAGCCGACGCAAAACUAAUGGACGCCAUCAGCUGCAUUGACGUGGAGACGGGCACAGUAACUUUGACAGUUGCAGGGGGGGAUCCAGACGGGGUGUUCCGCUAUGACGGGUUGGAGUUAUGGGGUGCUGCCGACAGCAUCGACUACGAGAGUCUUGGGGCAACGGGGUACAAAUACUACCUCUCAGUUGCCGUUACUGACGAACCAACAGCCACGUCAGCCAACACAGGCCACAUUCUAGUGAUUGUCAAGGUGACGGGAAAGAACGAGCAUACCCCCGCGUGGGGCAGUGUGUCCCUGGACGGUACCGGUAGCCUUCUAGGGGUGGCGGUAUCUGAGGACGCAGUCGUAGGGACGACCGUGACGACUUUGGUGGCUGAUGACGACGACCAAGGGCUGGAUGGACAAGUCAGCUUUGAGCUUGUCUCGGUUACUUCAGAUACUGGUGCUUCGGUAUUGGACAAAUUCUGGCUAGACCCUGGAACCGGAGACCUCAUCAUUGCUACACUGCUGGACGCUGACUCCUUGACAGGAGGCGUGAUAUACUACGACGUUGCUGUGAAGGCUGUGGACGGUAACACCACGCCACUGGAAGUCCAAGGAACACUCAAGGUGACAGUCAACGCGGUUAAUGACAACGCCCCAAACUUCUCUGACACUGAGUUUAAAGCGACUGUUCCUGAGGACGUCACAACCGGUUACACCGUCCUAACCCUGACGUUAGACGACGUCGACGUUGACACUCCGACAUUGACUGUUGUCGGUACAUGGUCAAGCCUGUUUGAGGGCGAUGGGGCGAACAUUCUGACCAGUGAUAAACUUGAUUAUGAGACGGAAAAGUGUUUUUCUGUACAAGUAAGGGCAUCUGAUGGCGUGCUCACCACAGAUCACUUCGUGACCAUUGAAGUGACGGAUGUCAGUGACGAACCCCCGGUACUGUCUGUGUACGUCGGGGUAACGGUGGCAGAAGAGCUUCCCCCAGGGGUCAUCAUCGGGGAUGUCUUCAGUGUCACUGACCCAGACACAACCGAUACCUUCACAUACAGCCUCUCAGGCUCCCACAGUAGUGUCCUGGAGAUCAACGAGACGACCGGCCACCUGUACAUACUCAGCAACAUUGACCGUGACGGGGGAUUGGCUUAUUUGGACGACCUGCUCCUCACAGUUACCGACUCUGCUGGCCUCACUGACACAGCCACCUUCAGACUCGACAUUACUGACAUCAACGACCUGACCCCGAUGUUCUCUCAGGCUGUAUACACUGCCCAGGCAACUGAAAACAGCGCCAAUUCAAAACUACUCCAGCUGCCUUGUACUGAUGACGACUCGGGCAUCAAUGGUGAAGUUUCUCUCUCAAUUACUGCUGCCGACAACCCUGAUGGUAUUUUCUCCCUAACCGGGUCUGACUUUUAUGCUGAUGGUAGCCUCAUGGACUACGAGGCUACUGCGUCCUACAGUAUCACUGUCCUGUGCGUAGAUUCUGCGGAUUCCGCGACGGCCAAGACAGGGGUGACGGUUGUACAGAUCCAGGUUGUUGGUGACAAUGAGUUCGAACCAGUCUGGGAUACACCCGUUCCUGACAGUAGCGAGAUGUUUACCGGAGUGAGCAUCAGUGAAACGGAUGCCCCAGGGACACUUAUUGAGACGUUCAGCGCAACAGAUCAGGACGGAGGAGUCGAUGGCGAUGUCACCUACGACAUCAUCUCCAUCACUUCCGCUGAGUCAACAAUGGCCUCCGGUCUCUUCAAAAUGGACACGGAUCAGGGAACGCUCACGACUGCAGUACAUCUCGACGCAGACCUCGACACGGGAGGGUCAGCGUAUUACAACGUGAAGGUACGGGCGAAAGAUGGGGGUUCGUCAAGCAGAGAGGUUACCGGCACAAUCCGCGUCACAGUGACUGAUGUUGACGACAACGGUCCCACGUUCACAGAACAUGUGUUCUCGGGAACUGCUAGUUGUUCGAAUGUUGUCAACGACGUUGUCGCUAAGGUGACGGUUGGAGACGCAGACAGCACUGUUGGGGCUAGUAUCUUCUCUCUGUCAGACAGUAGUACUUUGUUUGCUUUGGACGGAUCGACGGGCGAUGUUUCGUUACUGAAGGCGCCCGAAACUUUACCAAUUACUGAUCUACGACAGUUCGUGGUCGUGGAAGCCAUAUCCACCAGCAACAGUAACCUGAAUGACACGGCAACCGUCUACGUCAAGUUCGACUACUGCGGAUCCACGACCGCUGCCACCACAGCAACCUCCACCACCACCACAACAACACCAGCUCCUACCUGUGAGCCGGGGUUGAACACAGAGGUGAUAGCGCUAGCAACUCUGUGUGGACUAAUGGGAACAGCCAUUGGUGUUGCGGUCUUCCUUAAUGCCAGGAGUAUGAUGGCGACAAAGCCAUCCCCCCUCUCAUCUUCACUGCCAAACAAAGGACAAGGUGAUUUUGAACGUCCCCUGGAAAACUCUGGCAAAAUGGAAGUGGAAGAUCUGACGCUGGAAGACCCUGCGGAUCAGUUCGUGUUUGACAGUCUCCCGCCCUACUCUACUGUCGGAGGACGUUUUGAACAGCUUCCUUGACGCCUCUGCACACCAUUGACCUUUGUUUUAACAACUUCUUUUGUGCGGUCACGCCUCUCUGCUUGAACAACUGCAUAUAUUUUACACGUAACCCCAUCUGUUGCCGGUUUUUUUGUAAUCAUAUUAGCGUCUUGGUAUUGUAUACAACGUAUAAUAACAACAAACGCCAUGUAUGGUGUGCAUCUUACAAAGAACCUUACAGCUAACUCGCCGAUUUCUUUUGCACGUCUUCUACCCCUCAUGUCUGUACCUCAAAUCAGAAGAGCUACCCCUCGGGUUUGUAAUUCGGCUUGUGUAAUAGGGUCUGUUAUUGUUAUUUAUUGCUGGUGCCACCCAUUUAUGCCACUGUAUUGUACUAUAUCAUUAUAUAUAUAUAUAUAUAGAGAGAGAGAGAGAGAGAGAGAGAGAGAGAGAGAUAGAUAUAUAUAGAUAUAGAUAGAUAGAUAGAUAUAGAUAGAUAGAUAUA
This is a messenger RNA of Haliotis rufescens (red abalone), 6976 nucleotides long. RefSeq names its product protocadherin-16-like. The coding region runs from base 178 to 6510 and encodes 2110 amino acids. NCBI's taxonomy places the organism in Eukaryota, Metazoa, Mollusca, Gastropoda, Lepetellida, Haliotidae. Gene Ontology annotation, cellular component: plasma membrane. The transcript has 28 exons. The record is from RefSeq and is a predicted model, not a curated record. Gene Ontology annotation, biological process: homophilic cell-cell adhesion. Gene Ontology annotation, molecular function: calcium ion binding.